UGUCAGCUGUUCUUGUCUUGCUCGUGUUUUUCUCUUUCUUCCUCCGGGUUCUGGAUCUCUAAAACAACCUCCUUUGAACCCAGGUCAGCCGGGUUUUGGAAGGGGACAGCAUCCUUGCUCCGCACCGGAACCGAAGCACAACCCUCCGGCCUACUUUUCCUUUCGAAUUGGGAGCCGUCCUCCGCCGACAUCGAGCGACGAUGUGCAGCCGAUCCAGGCCUCCAGUCCGGUUUGGAGGGAGGGCAGGAGGUCGCUGGGAAUCGGGAUGGAGACCACGGAGGGCGCGGGCACGGCUGCCGGAGCAUACGGUCCGGGGCUCCGGUUCGGCUGUGCCUCCUUCAAGCAAGACUCCACGUCGCUGGCUUUGGGAACAAGGACCGGCUACAGGCUGUUUUCUCUGACCAUGGUGGAAAAACUGGACUGCAUCCACGAGAGCGCAGAGACUCCAGAUGUUUACAUCGUGGAGCGUCUGUUCUCCAGCAGUCUGGUCGCGGUGGUGAGCGCCACCACGCCACAACGCAUGAACAUCUACCACUUCAAGAAAGGGACUGAGAUCUGCAACUACAGCUACCCCACGGCAUUCUCGCUGAGUCAGCUCAACAGACAGAGGCUGGUGGUCUGCCUGAAGAGUCCAUUUACAUCCACAACAUCAAAGACAUGAAGCUGCAUGAAGACUCUCCUCAACACUCCGUCCAACCUCUCAGGUCUCUGUGCUCUCUCUACCAAUCAUUCCAACUCCUACCUGGCGUACCCGGGCAGCGCCAACCAUUGGAGAGAUCAUGGUGUAUGAUGCCAAUACUCUG
Molecule: messenger RNA, 803 nt
Organism: Melanotaenia boesemani (Boeseman's rainbowfish)
Lineage: Eukaryota; Metazoa; Chordata; Actinopteri; Atheriniformes; Melanotaeniidae
Product: WD repeat domain phosphoinositide-interacting protein 1-like
Exons: 5
Coding region: 266-661 (131 amino acids)
Biological process (GO): nucleophagy; autophagy of mitochondrion; protein localization to phagophore assembly site
Cellular component (GO): phagophore assembly site membrane; extrinsic component of membrane; cytosol
Molecular function (GO): phosphatidylinositol-3-phosphate binding; phosphatidylinositol-3,5-bisphosphate binding
Source: RefSeq, a predicted model, not a curated record